Trichoplusia ni (cabbage looper) is the source of this 3885-nucleotide messenger RNA. RefSeq names its product ATP-dependent DNA helicase Q5-like (gene RecQ5). Gene Ontology annotation, cellular component: chromosome; cytoplasm. The coding region runs from base 272 to 3790 and encodes 1172 amino acids. The record is from RefSeq and is a predicted model, not a curated record. Gene Ontology annotation, molecular function: four-way junction helicase activity; nucleic acid binding; ATP binding. The transcript has 11 exons. Gene Ontology annotation, biological process: double-strand break repair via homologous recombination. Lineage: Eukaryota; Metazoa; Arthropoda; Insecta; Lepidoptera; Noctuidae.
UUUUACAUUUACUCGACUAAAAUGCGUUUAAUUUGUCAGUGUCAACAUCAGAGUUCUGAACGUUUCCGUGGUCCGUCAGUUGUCACUGUCUUGUCAGUGUCAGUGAUGUAUUUGGAAAAUAAUAAUUUGAGGUUGUUUUUAUUCUCGUAUUUAUAUUGAGAUUUAUCUGUUUAUUUUAUUUAAUAUGCCUUCAGAUUUAACAUGGUUAACAAAGUUUAUGUUAUAUGCGUGCCAUAAUCCUGUUGAUCACUAAGUAAUAAAGGACAUCAAAAUGGAUAACGUAACUGAAAAAUUGUUGCAAUGUUUUGGACAUCGAAAGUUCAAAAGUGAACUUCAAGAGAGUGCGAUCAGGGCUAUUGCUAGGGGUGUUCAUGAUGUUUACGUAUCAAUGCCUACAGGCUCUGGCAAGUCUUUGUGCUUCCAAUUGCCAGCAAUGCUGCAAGAUAACAAAGUAGCAAUAGUUUUCUCACCACUAUUAGCUCUCAUAAAAGAUCAAAUUGAUCACCUCUCUAAAAUUAAAAUAGCUGCAGAAUCAAUAAACUCUAAGAUGACAUCCAAAGAAAGAGAGAGAGUUCUAAAUGAUCUCAGAAGCAUGAAACCUAAUACUAGGUUUUUAUAUGUCACCCCGGAACAGGCUGCUACUGGUACAUUUAAAUCUUUAAUGGAACAUCUAGUCAAAUACAAAAAGGUUUCAUAUGUGGUUGUGGAUGAAGCCCACUGUGUCAGUGAGUGGGGCCAUGACUUUCGACCAGACUAUUUGAAGCUGGGUGAUCUCAGAGAUAAAUACAAAAGUGUACCAUGGGUUGCUUUAACAGCCACUGCUAGUGCUGAUGUGGCAAAAGACAUAUUGUCAAAUCUCAAACUAUUGAUGCCAGUGGCACAGUAUAAAACUCCUAGUUUUAGAAGAAAUCUAUUUUAUGAUGUAAUUUAUCAAAACUGUAUAGAUGAUGAAGUAGGUCACUUACUGGAAUUCUUAAAGAAAAGCUUAAAAGAUGAUGAAAAUGUGAAACUUAAGGAUAAAAAUGCUGUUAUUGUUUAUUGUCGGACCCGAGAACAAACUGAAGAUUUAGCUCAUAUGUUAAGUAAACGAGGUCUUGUGUCCUUAGCUUAUCAUGGAGGUUUAAAGACAGCAGAGCGCGUGUCUGUGCAAGAGAAGUGGUCUCGCGGCGAAUGUCCAUGCGUGUGUGCGACUGUAUCGUUUGGGAUGGGCGUGGACAAAGCUACCGUCCGCGCCGUCGCACACUGGGGCAUCGCACAAAAUGUCGCAGCCUACUAUCAAGAAUCAGGCAGAGCAGGUCGAGAUGGAAAACCUGCGUUUUGUCGUAUUUACUAUUGCCGUAGCGAACGUAAUACAGUAGACUUCUUGCUCAAAUCGGAAGUGGGGCGUGCUAAAACACCCGAGCAAAAGAAUCGGUGUAAAAUCGCCUAUAAAAGCUUUGAAAUCAUGGUCAAGUACUGUGAAGAUAUCAAGUGUCGCCACAAGGUAUUUGCUGAAUACUUCGGUGAGGAGGUCCCUAAGUGCGGCGGCCGUUGUGACGUGUGCGCGGACGAGCGUAACGUGCGACGAGCAUUGGACCAGCACCAACGCCGCGCUGCGUCUGCGCAGCUUAGAUCUGGCGGGCUUGUUGUCAACCAGGACUCGUCCGACCUGUACGGCGAAGGCAGACAGGGGCAGAAGAGGGAAGCUGAAUCAUAUUAUGGUACCGGCGGAGGUGGAGGGGAUAGCGGCGACUCGGAUGGCGAGAGCAAUCGCCGCCGCAUCGCUCAGGAGACGAAAUCUCUCAUAAUGCAGGAGUUUGCUAAUAGAAAGAAACGUGCCGACGACAAAAAAGGAAAUAACGACGCUGAAUCUGCUAAAUAUUCUAAAUGUAGAGCGGCAGAGAGCACUGGGAAUAAAGUAAAUGGACUAACAGUUGCAAGCCGCGACGGUUACCUCACCUUACUAACCGAUGCACUGAACAACAACUAUCAGAACACGAAGGAUACCGAUACUAUUGACAAGACAUUCUCCAGGUACGAUAUAGAACAGUGUGCCGUAGAUUUGGAGUACGAAGCGUUUUCAAGCAGCACAGUCAUUAGUUUGUAUAGGCGAGCGAUGUCCAAAUUGAUCUCUUCAGUGAAGGCGUCAAGUGAUCAGAUGUAUCCUCAACUAAAAGUAUUUCAGCCCAGAAAACGCAACACUCUUAAUGAGUUUGUGAAAGAUUUCGAACAAAGUAGAGCUCAAAACUGUAAUGGUUUUAUUACAGCAUCACAAUUAGACAUGGAGAGAAAAAAUGAAGUCAAACAAACAGAGUUAUCUAAAGCUGACAAAGAUACAAAAAGAAAAGCAAAUUCAUUCAGAAGAGACCCCUUAACACAGACAAACCUCAAAAACUUCUUCAAAAAGUCAUCAGAAGUGUCAAAUAGUAAUACCGACGUAAGCGAUGAUGAAACAGGUCUUGUUAUAGAUGAAAAUGACGAAGAGAGCAAAGCUGAAAGUAAUUUUAACAGUAAUGAUACUACAUUAAAAGUAAAAGAACUUGAAGACGAAGCAAUUAAUGGUGAUACUCAAAGUACAGGUGAUCUCACGGAAUCUGUUCAACUUGAAGAAUACAAAUCAAAAAAUUCUAAAUCUAAGACUUUAGUUAUAAAUAUCACAUUAAAGGGUAUCCCAAGUAAAGAUAAAGACAGUCAUAGAAAGCAAGAAACACCAGAUAAAAAUAAAGACUCAAGUAAAGAGAAGAAGCACAAUAAGGAUGUCAAAUCAAGUAAAGAAAAAUCUACAUCCAAGAGGAAAAUAAAGGCUCUUUUUGGAGAAUCAGACAGUGACAGUGAAAUUCAGGUGUCUAAAAAAACAAAAGUAACCAACAAUGCAAGUGACCACAAGAAGAAACAAGACAGACAAAAUAAUAGUAAAGAAGGUGACGAUUUAAAUGUUAAAAAACGAGAAACUCCUAUAAAACCAUCAACCCUAUAUGGUAAUGUAUCAGAUAGUGAAUCUGAAAAUGAAUUAGUAAUUGAUGAUCAAUGUGAAGAAGUGGCUGUAAAUAGAAGCGCAGAAGAUACUUUAAUACUCAGUGACAUGAAAGAUGAGCAAGCAAGUCAAGAUACAUUAAACUCAUUUGAGUCUAAAGUUGAUUCAGAAACAUCAGUAGACAAUAAUUCUAACAGGUUAUUUGACCCACUUCAGGGUGAAGCUGAUGAUUCUAAUUUAAACAAAGCACGCCAGUUAAGUCUAGAAGCAGAUGCAGUUAUGCAAAAGCUUAUGAUGUUUAAAGACGUACCCCCUGAACCUGCAGUUGAAAUUCUGCCAGAUGUUGAAUCUCUAAUACCAGUUACCAAUAAGUCUCCUCCAUCACCAAUAAAAAGUAAGCUUAAAGAUAAUAAGGAUAAGUUAAAAACUGUGGCCAAACACAAACUUAGUUUAAGUAAGAAAGUGAAAGAAGAAAAAGAAAAGAAAGAGGCAAGCACAAAAAAGGAGGAACAUAAAAAACCACACAACAACGAAAGUAAACAUAAAAGUAAAAGAUACUCAAAGAAGAGUGACGGUACAACAGCUAAUAAAGCUGAGAAAGUAGAUCUUGCCAGUUUAGUGGUUAAAUUGCUCAUGCCAUACUAUAAAAAGAAGAAAAUCAGUAGUCGCGAUCUGUUCAAAACUACUGCCAGACAUAUCGUUCAUCAGCUACUGGCUAUACAAGUUACGGAGGAAGCAGCUAUUGACGUUUUGUUGAAGAAAACUUUCGAUAAAGAAAUGAAAAUAGAAAGCGAGAGUGAUUUAGUAGUUAAACUGAAUUUGGGCAAUAUUGUAUAAAUAUUUAUAAUUUAUUAAGUUUGAAUGCCUUAUUAUUGAUUAAUAUUAUUGUUAUUAUUGUACACAUGCAUAAUUAAACUGAGAGGAAAGUUUCA